This is a messenger RNA of Photinus pyralis (common eastern firefly), 1878 nucleotides long. RefSeq lists its product as uncharacterized. Bases 531 to 1613 code for a protein of 360 amino acids. The record is from RefSeq and is a predicted model, not a curated record. Lineage: Eukaryota; Metazoa; Arthropoda; Insecta; Coleoptera; Lampyridae. The transcript has 3 exons.
UUCAAAAUCGCACGAUAUCUUUUCGGGGUCCAAAUUUAGUUCAAGUUGUUUCAAUUGUUCGAUCAUCAGUGUGUACGUUGCCAUUUGCUUAUUUGGUAAAAGCACGCAUACAGCAGGAUGAACGCCUCCGAAACGUUCUGCCAUGAUUACAUGCACUUGUGCAAAUAUCAGUGGAGCGGAUUUAAACGUUCCGUCAACGAACCAAUGCUUUGACUCCUUAAGAACCUAAAAUAAAUUACAGUAAGCUAAUGUUUAGAAAUAAAUUUGAAUAUAGCUUAAGCCGGGGAUCCACCAAACGCGCAAAACGUUUGCAAACGUUCGCAAACCUUUGCAACUGUUUGCGAACGUAUGUAUUCCUCCGGUGGAGCCAGACUGGCGCGCACGCACGGUUCGUGCGCGUAGUUAUUCCGGGCGAUGUCGGUAGAUCAAAAGGAAUUCGUUGCGAAUGCGCGUGUAGUGGAGUCAGAUGUUUUAGUUCGCAAGCAGCAACGUUUGUCCUUUUAGUUAGUUUUCAUCUAUUUGUGCGAUAAAUGGAGUGGGAGCAAGAAAAAUGUUUACAAUUAAUUGCCGCGUAUGGCUUGUAUCCUGAAUUGUGGCAAGCGACUCACAAGUACUAUUAUAAUAAAUUAAAAAAGAAUGAUGCAUGGUGUGAAAUAGCGAAACAACUAGAGAGUAAUGUAGAAAUUAUUAAGGCAAAACUAAACUCUCUUCUGGCGUCAUUUCGGCGAGAAAAAGCUAGACAGGAGAGUACUACGGGGACUGGAAAAGGGCGAAAUGAGAUUUAUAGGAGUAAGUGGUUUGGAUUCGAGGCGUUCCAAUUUUUAAUGGACAAGAGUAAAUGCAGGAAAUCCCUAAACACCUCUCAAAAUAAAAGUAAAAUUGUGGAGGGCACACCUGCGGAGGAAACAGAGGAUGAAAAUUUUGAUAAUGACUCAAUUGACCACAACGAUCAGGACACUACUCUACAGGAAACAAUAGACGAUACGCUCACGGAAGAUUUUGAGUUACAACAAACACAACGUACGAAUGUUGGACAUGAAUCAAAUAUGGUACACGACAAGAAUGUACGUCGGCAGGUUGUUGUAAAUGAACAGAAUGCUGCACGUCAACCCAAUGUUGUACCUGGCAGAAAUAUUGCACGUCAACCGAAAAGAAAGAAAGCCGAACCAGAAACUAAAUCUGAUCCUCGAAUCGAUGCCGCCUUAAAUAUAAUACAAGGAAUAAAUCAACGUGAUGCUUCUGACAUAUAUGGCGAGCAUGUCGCUAUGAAAAUGAAAAGUUACAACCAUAGAACCCAGGCAAUAGUACAGCAUUUAAUCAAUGACAUCUUAUUUAAUGCAGAUAUGGGGGUAUAUAAUCACGAGAGUAAUACAAGAAAUAUAAAUGUUCAGCCCUCCCGUCUUCAACCCUUGGUCUCGCCACAUGCAUUUGCAACUGAAUCUUCAUCUUCACAUACAAGUGCAUCUACAUCAAGAACAUCCACACCACUGCCGGGAUUUAUAUCAAGUUGCUCUCGUACAACAACAUGCGUCGACACACAAAAUGAUAUGCUACAUCCUACAUCAAUAAUAACAGAUUAUGUUUCCAACUAUGACCCAUCCACACAUUAUUAAUUAUGAUUUUUAUACACAUAUUUGUACUUUUUUUUACUUAACUGCUUACAUGCAUUAAUAGCACUUAAAUAAAAUAAACAGUUUAAGUUAAUCAGUGUGCUCACCUUUACGUAGUCGUCCAACGCUUCUAUUACUGCUCCGCACACUUCUGGGAUAAUUCUGGAAAUAAGUUGCCUUGAAACUCCAAAAAGGUACAUCAAACUGCGAUAGGAAUCCCCAGUUGCCAAGAAUCGAAGCGUUAUGGCCAGCCUAACUUCCACAGGUA